AUGGCGAUAUCAUCAUACGAAGCGGGCCAGGUUAUGAAAGCAUGUCCAGGCUGCUCUUAUCACAGGGCUAUCAACCUGCUAGAGAUGUGCGAAGGGAAUUUAGAACAAGCCAUCGCCAAAUACAGGUUCCUGGAAGAGGAGCUUCAAGAUGGUGAGGAGAGCGACAGAGCUUCACCUGGCGCAAUCUCUCGCACUGAGUCCAAGAAUUACGAUGCUGCUGUAGGGGAAUGCAGCAUAGCUUCGGCGGCUGAAGAGGAUCGACACUUCGCUUGGUCUACUCUGCCAUGCAUUCCAAACCCUGGUAAGCUGACCAACAGCGGAUCUGAUGAACUUUGCGCGCUUGAGCUAGAGAGACUUGUUGGAGCAAUUCAAGCAGGAAUCAGUCCUGAACGCCUGCGCGAGUAUCUCGGGUGUUAUGACGCCAAGAAGCUCCGCAAUACCAUCAACACAUUGAUCCGAGGGUAUCCUGCAAUAUUCUAUGUGGUUCAAACUCACAAAAUUUCCUUGAUACGCCAAUGGAUCAAGCACGGGGGAGACCCAAAUGCAACAUGUGGCAAGGACCAAUUUCCCUUGAUUGCUUUUGCCAUACUACAACAGACCAAUACAGGUCGCACAAACACCCAGACCCUGGCAACCCUUCUUCGAUGUGGUGCCACACCUACGAGUAUUCCUCAAUCGUUCUACGAUCCUUAUCAUGAAGACCUGCGUGAAGGAGGCCCGGAAAGCAUUCACUUGCACGAUAUCAUGGAUGAAAACAAGGCUUGGUGUACGCCCCUCAUACGCGCACAUCUGGCUGCUGCGUUAAAUAUAACGCAACGAUAUGAGUUGUACAGGGCCGGAAAGAAGGGCGAGUACUCAGGACGAGAGAAAAUGCUUGUCCAGCGUCAAAACUCCGAAGAUGUUCUUGGUGUAUAUCAAAUGGUCAUUGGACAGUCGAUUGCUACGAGAUGGCUCAACGACAAGUUGCUCACUUACUUGGCGAGGCAGGUAAAAAGACCAUUAGUACUUGUAUUUGCUGGUCCCAGUGGUCAUGGAAAGACUGAGCUUGCUCGACAAUUUGGUGGCUUGAUGUCAUUGGACAUCCAUGAGGUCGACUGUACUAUAUUCAAGCGUGAGAAUGAACUUUUCGGUCCAAGAAAGCCCUACGAAGGUUGGGAGUCUGGAUCGCCGCUCAACAAUUUCUUGUCUCGCAAGAGUGGUGAGCGAAGUAUCGUAUUCCUGGACGAGUUCGAAAAAACCGGCGAAGAGAUCCACAACACUCUGUUGAUUCCAUUCCAGGAUGGUCGGUAUGAGGAUCGGCGUGAUGAUUCACGUGUGGAUUGCUCCAACACAAUAUGGAUACUGGCUACUAAUAAACUAGACGAAACGAUACACUCCUUCUGCAAGGAAUACAGAGACACUCUAUUCGACUCCGACGACGAAAUGGCGCAGGAUAAGCUUGUUCAAAAGCUCUGUAAGCUACUUCGGAAAGAAUUCAUAACCCACUUUGGGGCACCGAUUACAGGACGCAUCACCGAGUUCCUUCCGUUCCUUGUCUUCUCUCCCCCUGAACAGACAAUUGUGGCACACAAGGCAUUCCUGGACUUCGAAGCAGACGUUACCAAGCCGGUAUACUUGGCUCCCAACAAAGACGAAGACGUCUACAUUGGACAGGUGAAAAUUGAAGUCAAACGUGAAGCUACAGUGUUCGCCACGAUUGCUCACGAGGAGUACAUACCUGGGCUGGGAGCUCGGAGCGUCUUCCACGGUGUAGAGCGUAUAAUCUGUGACCCUCUUGCCAGAUUGUAUCUGAAGAACGGCGAUGAGUUCUGCGCGGGUCAAGGUACCACCAACUUUGUUGUCGGUUUAGAUAUCGAUCAAGAAGUGGAGGUAAAGGUGGUCUCAGGGCCUAGUUUAAAUUGA
Neoarthrinium moseri is the source of this 1902-nucleotide messenger RNA. RefSeq lists its product as uncharacterized. Gene Ontology annotation, biological process: cellular response to heat. Gene Ontology annotation, molecular function: ATP binding; ATP hydrolysis activity. The coding region runs from base 1 to 1902 and encodes 633 amino acids. The transcript has 4 exons. Lineage: Eukaryota; Fungi; Ascomycota; Sordariomycetes; Amphisphaeriales; Apiosporaceae. The record is from RefSeq and is a predicted model, not a curated record. Gene Ontology annotation, cellular component: cytoplasm.